AUGGGCAAUGAAACAUGCACCCUUUCAAAUCCAAUUCUGUGUCUGUUAAUUUUCCUGACCUUGUUUUCUAGUACAAAUGCUGGAGACAUAGUGGUUUAUUGGGGUCAAAACGAGAGAGAAGGUUCAUUAACAGAAACAUGCAACACUGGACUCUACAAAAUUGCCAACAUAGCAUUUCUAUCCAUAUUUGGAAAUGGUCGCAAACCUCAACUCAAUCUAGCAGGUCAUUGUAACCCUUUAUCCAACAACGGUUGCAAGAGUUUGAGCAUAGACAUAAAAAACUGCCAAAAGAAAGGCAUCAAAAUCCUCCUCUCCAUCGGCGGCGGAGUCGAAGGUUACUCUUUGUCAUCCAAUGAGGAUGCUAGAAACGUUGGAGAUUACAUAUGGAACAAUUUCUUAGGAGGGACAUCAAAAUCAAGACCGUUAGGGGACGCUGUGUUGGAUGGUGUAGAUUUCGACAUUGAAGUUGGUGGUGGUGAAGUUUUUUACAUUGAACUUGCAAGAAGACUGGUUCAACAUAGAGGGAACAAAAAAGUGUACUUAACAGCAGCACCUCAAUGUCCUUUCCCCGAUCAAAAUCUCAAAAGUGCAUUAUCAACAGGACUAUUUGAUUAUAUUUGGGUUCAGUUUUACAACAAUGGUCCUUGUCAAUAUGAUUCUAGCAACCCUAAUAAGUUCCAAAAAUCUUGGAACCAAUGGGUUUCGACUAUUAAGGUUAGUAAGAUUUAUGUUGGUGUUCCUGCCUCACUGUCAAGUGCUAGUAGUGGCUUUGUGCCAGCACGUGUGCUUGUGAGUCAAGUGUUGCCUUUUGUUAAAAGAUCAGGCAAGUAUGGAGGGGUGAUGCUUUGGGAUAGGUUUGCUGAUAAGCAAAAUGGAUAUGGUAGGAUCAUUAAGCCUUCUGUUUGA
This is a messenger RNA of Lathyrus sativus (Indian pea), 906 nucleotides long. The record is from the annotation of a GenBank genome assembly. Lineage: Eukaryota; Viridiplantae; Streptophyta; Magnoliopsida; Fabales; Fabaceae.